AUGCAUAUCUAUGCUUCUUGUGGGUUGUGGAAAUUUGAUCCCCUUAAAGGAUGGAGAUUUGCGGUUGAUAAGAACAAACGAGGUAGAGUAUUGUACAUGGAAUUGACAAGUUCCUUUGAAGACCUAAGGCGUAUGGUUUUAGAAGAUUUUGGAAUUGACCAAAACCUUGUCGAGCUUGAGUUAAGCUACUUACCUAUGGAGUUAAUCGGUUCAAUAGACUGUCCCCCAGUUAUCAUUGAGAGUGAUCGGCAAGUCAAAAAAUUUCUUACUUAUGUACGUGGAAAAACUUCUACAAGGUUGUGUGUGUCUACUUCACCUAUCAGUGGAAACAACAGCAACAUUGGGGUUGAUAAUGAGAAAUCUAGCUCGCCUAUCAGAGAACAAGGUGAACCUUCCUCGUUUCCACCUCGAGAUGACAGUGUUCGUUCAUCUGAAUCAAGCAAGGAUGUUGAAGAUAAUUCCAAUUCAAACGCCAAUAAAGAAGAUGAUGUUCUCGCCAUUAAAGCAAAAGAAGACGAUAAUGGAAAAAGUGUUCGGUUUUCUUUGGUGGAUGUUGUGAAGAGGGGUGAAACGUUUCAAAACAAAACCAUGUUGAAAGCAACUAUGGAAAUGUCGGCAAUGACGCAUAAUUUCGAUUACAAAGUUGUGAAAUCUGACAGAAACCUUUGGUACAUCCGAUGCAAAUACAACCCUUGCAAAUGGAGUGUUCGAGCUGAGGGGUUAUCAGGUUCCACAUAUUUCAUCAUCAAAAAAUAUGUGGCGGAUCAUACAUGCGCUGCGUCGAGUAUGAAUAAUGGUGGUCGGACAGCUUCUGCAAAGACAAUUGGCAGUCUAAUAAUGCAUAGGUAUGAUGGUGUGAAAGAAGGUCCCAAAACAAAUGAUGUCAUACAGAUUAUGAGGAUGGAACAUGGAUGUGAGAUAUCUAAGUCCUUAGCAUGGGAUGCUCGGGAGUUUGCAAUUAGCAUGGUUAGAGGUAUUCCAGAGAAGAGUUUUGGAAAAAUUCCAAAGUACUUGCACAUGCUGAGAGAAGCUAAUCCAAGAACGCAUACGUUUUAUGAAACCGAUGUUGAUGGUAGAUUCAGAUUUCUCUUCGUUUCGUUUGGCCAAUCAGUACGAGGUUUUCAGACAGCCAUGCGACAAGUUCUUGUGGUAGAUGGGACAUUUUUGAAGAGCAAAUACAAAGGGGUCUUACUUGCUGCGACCGCUUUAGAUGGAAACUCUAACUUGUAUCCUGUUGCGUUUGCGGUUGUGGACUCAGAAAAUGAUCGUUCAUGGGAUUGGUUUAUGAGACAACUAAAGGUUGUUAUUGCGGACGAGCAUUCUCUAGCUUUUGUGUCAGACAGAAAUGCCUCACUUUGUAAGGCAAUAGAGAAUGUGUAUCCUCUUUCUCAUCAUGGAAUUUGCAUCCACCAUUUGUUGAAUAAUGUGGUCACACAUUACAGAGGAAAGAGACUGGCUGGAUUGAUUGCAAAAGCUUCUAAAGCUUAUAGAGUCAUUGAUUUUCAGAAGCGAUUCCAAGCUGUCUGCAAUAUUAGUCCAGCUAUUGGAAAAUAUUUAACAGAUGCAGAUGUUACAAAGUGGGCUCGCUGUCAGUUUCCAGGAUUCAGGUAUGACAUCAGAACGACUAACCCAGCUGAAUCAAUAAACUCUGCUUUGCGCACACUAAGAGAGUAUCCAGUCAUUCCUUUGUUGGAUAGCAUCAGAGAAAUGCUGACCCGUUGGUUCUUCGAACGGCGCACACGAAGCAGGAAGCACAGCUACUGA
Molecule: messenger RNA, 1764 nt
Organism: Brassica napus (rape)
Lineage: Eukaryota; Viridiplantae; Streptophyta; Magnoliopsida; Brassicales; Brassicaceae
Exons: 1
Coding region: 1-1764 (587 amino acids)
Source: RefSeq, a predicted model, not a curated record